This is a messenger RNA of Coccomyxa subellipsoidea C-169, 763 nucleotides long. RefSeq lists its product as hypothetical. The coding region runs from base 244 to 462 and encodes 72 amino acids. Lineage: Eukaryota; Viridiplantae; Chlorophyta; Trebouxiophyceae; Coccomyxaceae. The transcript has a single exon. The record is from RefSeq and is a predicted model, not a curated record.
UGGAUACGCGCAUUGUAUUGAAUGCGCACCAACAAUGCACACAGCUGAUUUCUUUGAUCACCCCUUCUGUAUAAUGCCAGAGAUAGUGGCAGGCACUGCAAUCAGCCGGAAUUCAAAUGACAGCACUCUUCAAACAGACUCUCGUUUGACUCCAGUCGUGGCGGUUACUGGCGGGCAGCGCGGUCACUAUUGUGCUCUGCAUGCUGCCUGUGCUGGCGUCCUUUCAAGAUCAGAAAUUGGGAUAUGCCGGCAGAAGACUCUGUGCGCGCCGCCCAGGAGAAGCCUUGUCAAGGCAGUUCAGCGCUAAUAGACGCAUAUGCAGCGCUAAUAGACGCAUGCAUGUCCAGUCAUGGCUCGAUCAACACAAGGCUUUCGCCUUGCUUCAGACCAGCACAGUGUUGGUUCCGCCUUCUGGGCGGUAGCAGGAGGCCCUUGAGGGCUGCAUGCAAGUGCGGUGGAUAAAAGCACUGGAAUGAAAGUAUUUUUUUACUUUAGUUGGUAGACAGGAUAGGAGAACUAUUGAGUAUUCUUUCAUGCAUGAUGUGCGACGUACUCAUGGCAUUAAAGUGUAUCUACCGCGUAGCAAUAGUAUUGGAUAGAUAUAUGAGUAGGGCAGUCAUUUCGCCAGAUGGAGUUCUAGAUCUAGCUAGCUACAAUACUCCAUUAAUGCAUUUGAAUUCAUUUUUUAGACGUUUCGGAUGCCGGAAAGCAGCUUCUUGUAGUGACAAUCGUGCCGAGUGCCAUUAAAACACUGACAAGCUUU